GAGGAGGCGACGACGGUCUUUGGAUGUUGAUUUUAGACCAGAAGAAAAAAGUUUGUCACUUCAGAGCAGAAAAGAUGAUGAGGAGAAGCAAAGAAACAGGAGGAGGAAGACAAUGAUGGAAUAGGAGGAGACCAGGAGGAGAUCAGGAGGACCAGGAGGACGAGGAGGAGAUCAGGAGGAUGUCUGAGGAGCGAGGAUGUUGUACAGAUUGUAAAAUCUGUGAUUGUAAACUGGAGAAAUAAAACUUUCUCAAAACGGAGAAAAUAAAGUGAAACAAGAGCAAACGUAAUGUGGAGAAUCUGUGAGUCUGAAUCUUUCACGUUUUCUACUGUUGACUUCUUUUUUCUUUCUUUGAUUCAGUUUCAUGUUGACUUUCACAGCUGUUGAGUGAGUUGGAGCCGGUUGGUCUUUUGUUUUAUAGAAAUUAUCAAAUAUGAUAGUAUUAUAUUAUGCAUUAUGUUUCUAAAGUUAGAUCAGGUGUUUUUUGCAUUAUCACUCAGUCUUUAUAACCACGGUGGUUCCUCCUCUCUUCAUGUAUAAUAAUGAUAGUUAAAGCUGCAAGCAGUGAUGAACAUGGUAACAGUGAAGCUGUUUAUGUAGGUGGUGAAUAUCGUCUUUGUGUUGGUCCUCGUCUCUGGGCGUCAUGGUAAAUCCUGACAAACUACACCUAUUUAAACAACAAGUAUUGAUAUUUACACAAUCACUCUGAUAAGUUAAGAGUUUCCAUUGUGGCAGCUUUUGAUUUUAGAAAGAUAAGAGGAAGUGCAUUUGUUUGGGGCUAUUUCCAGUGGAGGAUUAAUCCACUUUUGGUGCUCUAGUAUUAAAAGAAACUACAUUUCCCUGUUUGUAGUUUACUGUCAGCAGAAGAAAACAACACCCAUCAGACGUCAUGUGAUGAGUGAAGAGAAACAAUGUUAAAUGAAACCCAGCAGCUGUGUUCGGCUGUGUUCGGGGCCUCCGUCAUGGACGACGUGACACCUGGAAGCCCUCAAGGUGAGAUGCACCUGAAGGACUACAACUAUCUGGCCCUAGUCCUCGGUGUCCCCCUAAUCCUGGUCAUCAUCCUGGGGAACGUCCUGGUGUGUCUGAGCGUGCUCACCGAGCGCUCUUUGAAAACCGCCACCAACUACUUCAUCGUCAGCCUGGCGGUGGCCGACCUUCUGCUGGCCGUGCUGGUGCUGCCGCUCUACGUCUACUCUGAGUUUCUGGGUGUCUGGACGUUGAGCACCUUUAUUUGUGAUGCUCUGAUGACCAUGGACGUGAUGCUGUGCACCGCCUCCAUCCUCAACCUGUGUGCCAUCAGUGUGGACAGGUACAUAGCGGUGGUGGUCCCUCUGAGGUACAACAGGAACCAGUUCAGCGUCCGUCAGCUGGCCCUCAUCACCGCUACCUGGGUGCUGUCUCUGGGCGUGGCCAGUCCGGUCCUCUUCGGUCUGAACCAGGUGCCGGGUCGCGAUCCGAGCGUAUGCAGACUGGAGGACGACUGGUUCGUGGUGUACUCGUCCGUGUGCUCUUUCUUCGUGCCGUGUCCCGUGAUGCUCUUCUUGUAUUAUUGGAUUUUUCGAGGCCUGCGGCGAUGGAGCAGUCGGCACCGGUCAGCCGGUGGUCGAGCCGGUCGUCGAGCCCUCUCUUUGCAUCUCAGCUCGGCUUUGAUGAGGCGGGCGAAGGGUCAAGGGAAGGCCACGUACGGCGAGCCGGCCGGGCUAAGCCCCGCCUCUCCGUCCGCUGUCUCCGUGACAACGCCCUCUGCAACCCCGGAGGGCGCGGGGGUCGCCGUGGAGAGCGACCCGAUGACGACGCAGAUAGACACCGACGUCAGCCCAAUGAAGACGAACGCUGCAGAGAGAGGAAGAAGAAGAAGAAACAGCAAGAGCAGCAGAGUCAGCGGCAGAGAACGGAAGGCCAUGAAGGUUCUUCCUGUCGUCGUCGUAACAGAGCGAAGCUGUGAUCCUCGCAGUAAAAAUAGACACUGCUUCUACCUAUCUCCGUGGAAACCGUCUCAGGAGCAGCUUUACACCAGAGACACAUUUACUCACAACACUCACCGAGCAGAGAGCGCCUGCACCACGGCUCUUCAUCAUUCUCCUGUUGAUGGUGUUUUUCUGGCCUGUUGGACACCUUUCUUCGUCGUACAUGUCACCAACGUGUUGUGCCAGUCGUGUGGCAUCGGACCCACCCUCAUCUCCAUGGUAACGUGGCUCGGCUACGUCAACAGCGCCGUCAACCCGAUCAUCUACACCGCCUUCAACGCCGAGUUCAGGAACGUCUUCCACAAGCUGCUCUGCUGUCGGACAUAAAACUGCUCUAAGCAAAGCGUCUCCACAUGAGACUCUUUAUGUACAAAUAAACAUGAAGAGCAUCUCAAUCUGCAGACCAAUUGUUGUUAUUAUUUGGUCUCCAGUGGCAAAUGUACUUUGAUGAAUGUUUUCUACAUUUCAUCCUGUAAAGUGUUGCCAACAGGAAGAAGGUUUCUGACCAAUGCCUUAGUUUAGAUCUCAGCUGGACUGAAACACUUUGACUUUCUCUUAUUUUGUAUGUCACUCUCUUAUUUUGAAGGAGUUCUUCUUGAGUCUGACUGUAUUGAAGUUUUACUCAUUAAAGCAGAGGCAUGAAACAUGUGAACAAGUGUUGACU
This is a messenger RNA of Anarrhichthys ocellatus (wolf-eel), 2634 nucleotides long. RefSeq names its product dopamine receptor D4 related sequence (gene drd4-rs). Gene Ontology annotation, molecular function: G protein-coupled receptor activity; dopamine neurotransmitter receptor activity, coupled via Gi/Go. The transcript is spliced from 5 exons. Gene Ontology annotation, biological process: regulation of potassium ion transport; phospholipase C-activating dopamine receptor signaling pathway; regulation of dopamine secretion. The coding region runs from base 912 to 2297 and encodes 461 amino acids. Lineage: Eukaryota; Metazoa; Chordata; Actinopteri; Perciformes; Anarhichadidae. Gene Ontology annotation, cellular component: plasma membrane. The record is from RefSeq and is a predicted model, not a curated record.